UUUUCCCUCUUCUGGCGGAGGACCUACUCGGGGCUGGGAAACUCCUGCAAAACUCGAGACCAGGAAGCCAGCCCGCUUCCCAGCCCCCACCGGAGCCACCUACGCGGGCACCGCGGGAGGCCGCUCCACAUCCGCUCUGCCCGCGCGAGAAACUCAGCUGGACCCCAAGUGACUCGGGAAAGGGGGGGAAAUCAUGUCCAGCGGAGCCCCGAAAAAGCUGCCCUGAGACCCCGUCCGACCGAAAGAAUGUUGGCUCAAUUAAGAAACAUCAGGGAGAUAAAUUCAACCCAGUGUAUCUAAAAAUGACUACAAAACGAAGUUUGUUUGUGCGGUUGGUACCAUGUCGCUGUCUACGAGGGGAAGAGGAGACUGUCACUACUCUAGAUUAUUCUCAUUGUAGUUUGGAACAGGUUCCCAAAGAGAUUUUUACCUUUGAAAAAACUUUGGAGGAACUCUAUUUAGAUGCUAAUCAGAUUGAAGAGCUUCCAAAGCAACUUUUUAACUGCCAGUGUCUACACAAACUGAGUUUGCCAGACAAUGACUUAACAACGUUACCAUCAUCCAUUGCAAAUCUUAUUAAUCUCAGGGAACUGGAUGUCAGCAAAAAUGGAAUACAAGAGUUUCCAGAAAAUAUUAAGAAUUGUAAAGUUUUGACAGUUGUGGAGGCCAGUGUAAACCCUAUUUCUAAGCUCCCUGAUGGAUUUUCUCAGCUGUUAAAUCUAACCCAGUUAUAUCUGAAUGAUGCUUUCCUUGAAUUCUUGCCAGCUAAUUUUGGCAGGUUAACUAAACUCCAGAUAUUAGAACUUAGAGAAAACCAGUUGAAAAUGUUGCCUAAAACCAUGAAUAGACUGACCCAGCUGGAAAGACUGGAUUUGGGAAGUAAUGAAUUCACAGAAGUGCCUGAAGUACUUGAGCAACUAAGUGGAUUGAAAGAAUUUUGGAUGGAUGGUAAUAGACUGACUUUUAUUCCGGGGUUUAUUGGUAGUCUAAAACAGCUCACAUAUUUGGAUGUUUCUAAAAAUAAUAUUGAAAUGGUUGAAGAAGGAAUUUCUGCAUGUGAAAACCUCCAAGACCUUCUGCUGUCAAGUAAUUCACUUCAACAGCUGCCUGAGACUCUUGGUUCAUUAAAGAAUGUCACAACUCUUAAAAUAGAUGAAAACCAAUUAAUGUAUCUACCAGACUCUAUAGGAGGGUUAAUAUCAAUAGAAGAACUGGAUUGUAGCUUCAAUGAAAUUGAAGCAUUACCUUCAUCUAUUGGACAGCUUACUAAUAUAAGAACCUUUGCUGCAGAUCACAAUUACUUACAACAGUUACCCCCAGAGAUUGGAAACUGGAAAAGUAUAACUGUGUUGUUUCUCCAUUCUAAUAAACUUGAGAUACUUCCAGAGGAAAUGGGUGAUAUGCAAAAAUUAAAAGUCAUAAAUUUAAGUGACAAUAGAUUAAAGAAUUUGCCCUUUAAUUUUACAAAACUACAGCAAUUGACUGCUAUGUGGCUGUCAGAUAAUCAGUCCAAACCCUUGAUACCUCUUCAAAAAGAAACUGAUCCAGAGACUCAGAAAACGGUGCUCACUAACUACAUGUUCCCUCAACAGCCAAGAACUGAGGAUGUUAUGUUCAUAUCAGAUAAUGAAAGUUUUAAUCCUUCAUUGUGGGAAGAACAGAGGAGACAGCGGGCACAAGUGGCAUUUGAAUGUGAUGAAGACAAAGAUGAAAGGGAGGCACCUCCCAGGGAGGGAAAUUUAAAGAGAUAUCCAACACCAUACCCAGAUGAGCUUAAGAAUAUGGUCAAAACCGUUCAAACCAUUGUGCAUAGAUUGAAAGAUGAAGAGAACAAUGAAGACUCUGGAGGAGAUUUGAAACCACAUGAAGAUCAGCAGGUUGUAAAUAAUGAUGUGGGCAUGAAGACUUCAGAAAGUACUACAGUAAAAAGCAAAGUUGAUGAAAGAGAGAAGUAUAUGAUAGGGAACUCUAUACAGAAGAUGAGUGAACCUGAAGCUGAGAUCAGUGCUGGGAAUUUACCAGUAACUACAAAUAUGAAGGCCUCUGAAAACUUGAAGCAUAUUGUUAACCAUGAUGACGUUUUUGAGGAAUCUGAAGAACUUUCUUCUGAUGAAGAGAUGAAAAUGGCAGAGAUGCGACCACCAUUAAUUGAAACCUCUAUUAACCAGCCAAAAGUCGUAGCACUCAGUAAUAACAAAAAAGAUGAUGCAAAGGAUACAGAUUCUUUAUCAGAUGAAGUUACACACAAUAGCAAUCAGAAUAACAGCAACUGUUCUUCUCCAUCUCGGAUGUCCGAUUCAGUUUCUCUUAAUACUGAUAGUAGUCAAGACACCUCACUCUGCUCCCCAUUGAAACAGACUCAUAUUGAUAUUAAUUCCAAAAUCAGGCAAGAAGAUGAAAAUUUUAACAGCCUUUUACAAAAUGGAGAUAUUUUAAACAAUUCACCAGAGGAAAAAUUCAAGGUUCAUGGUAAAAAAGAUUUUAGCUUACCUCAGUAUGAUUUGAAUAUUGAAGAGCAAUUAGUUCUAAUUGAGAAAGAUGUUGACUCAACAGCCAUGUCUGAUGAAUCUCACAAGUUAGACCAUAUCAACAUGAAUGUUAAUAAACUUGUAACUAAUGAUACAUUUCAACCAGAAAUGAUGGAAAGAUCAAAGACACGGGACAUAGGGCAUGGAACAGACUUUUUAAGCAGUAAUUCUAAAAGGGAAGCUGAACACUUGGAAAAUGGAAAUAAAUAUCCUAAUCUGGAAUCUGUAAGUAAGGUAAAUGGUCAUUCUGAGGAAACUUCACAGUCUCCUAAGAGGAUUGAACCACAAGACACCAGUUCUUCUGUCGACAUGGCUUUUUCUAAGAGUACUGAAGAUCUCUCCCCUCAGAGAAGUGGUCCAGUUGGAUCUGUUGUGAAAUCACAUAGCAUAACUAAUAUGGAGACUGGAGGGUUAAAAAUUUAUGACAUUCUUAGUGAUAAUGGACCUCAGCAGCCAAGCACAACAGUUAAAAUCACAUCUGCUAUUGAUGGGAAAAAUAUAGUAAGGAGCAAGUCUGCCACAUUGUUGUAUGAUCAACCAUUGCAAGUAUUUACUGGUUCUUCUUCUUCUUCUGAUUUAAUAUCAGGUACAAAGGCAAUUUUUAAGUUUGAUUCAAAUCAUAAUCCUGAAGAGGCAGAUAUAAUAAGAGCCCCCACAGUAAGUGGCCCACAAUCUACACCUCAAAUAUAUGGUCCUCCACAAUAUAAUAUCCAGUAUAGCAGCAGUGCUUCAGUCAAAGACACUUUGUGGCACUCCAAACAGAGUCCCCAAAUAGAUCCUGUCAGCUUUCCUCCUCAGCGCUUUCCUCGAUCAGAAAGCACAGAAAAUCACAAUUAUGCUAAACAUUCUGCCAAUAUGAAUUUCUCUAACCAUAACAAUGUUAGAGCUAAUACUUCUUACCAUUUACAUCAGAGACUUGGCCCAGCAAGACAUGGAGAAAUGUGGGCCAUCUCACCAAAUGAUGAUCGACUGGUUCCUGCAGUAACUCGAACUACAGUUCAGCGACAAAAUAGCGUGUCCUCGACAGCCUCUAUAAAUCUUAGUGAUAGAGGUCCCACAAGGCGUGCCCAAAUACCUGAAGGAGAUUAUUUAUCAUAUAGAGAUUUACAUUCAGUGGGAAGAACUCCUCCAGUGAUAUCAGGAUCACAGAGACCUCUUUCCGCACGAACAUACAGUAUUGAUGGUCCAAAUGCAUCAAGGCCUCAGAGUGCUCGACCUUCUAUUAAUGAAAUACCAGAGAGAACUAUGUCAGUUAGUGAUUUCAGUUAUUCACGGACUAGUCCUUCAAAAAGACCAAAUGCAAGGGUUGGUUCUGAACAUUCUUUAUUAGAUCCUCCAGGAAAAAGUAAAGUUCCUCAUGAUUGGAGAGAACAAGUACUUCGACACAUUGAGGCCAAAAAGUUAGAAAAGAUGCCUUUGAGUAAUGGACAGAUGGGCCAGCCUCUCAGGCCUCAGGCAAAUUAUAGUCAAAUACAUCACCCCCCUCAGGCAUCUGUGGUGAGGCAUCCCUCUAGAGAACAACUAAUUGAUUAUUUGAUGCUGAAAGUGGUCCACCAACCUCCAUAUACACAGCCCCAUUGUUCUCCUAGACAAGGCCAUGAACUGGCAAAGCAAGAGAUUCGAAUAAGGGUAGAAAAGGAUCCAGAACUUGGAUUUAGCAUAUCAGGAGGUGUCGGGGGUAGAGGAAACCCAUUCAGACCUGAUGAUGAUGCUAAUGGCUACAGUUUUAUCAAUAUUGAACAUGGACAAGCAGUGUCCUUGCUAAAAACUUUCCAGAAUGCAGUAGAACUCAUCAUUGUACGAGAAGUUUCCUCAUAAGCACUGUGGAAAAAAAGGGGGGAAAGGACAGCAAGAUUUGAAGAGACUUGCAGGGGAAAUUAAUAUUUUGACUAUUUUUAUAUAUAAAGAACUCAGUUAUGUUCAAAUUUGUACAUUAAUGAAAUAAUGAAACUUGUGCUUAGAGGGAAAGAACCACUGUACAGAAUAUAAAGGAGACUGUUGAAUUCAUACCAUGUAAAAUUUGUUAGGUUUUUAAAUAUAGCAAUCAAGGCUACAAAAACAAACAUACAUUGUUUUUGUAUAGAUUGUAAGUUUAUUUUUGAAUUUCAUACACAUGACUGAACUGUAUGCAAGGCAAUAGUUAGCCUUGAUUGUAGCCAGAGACAGAUGGCAGAGCUGUCUAUCUCAUAGCUUUUAUGCCCUUAUUUUUAUUCAACUGGUAUUAAUGUUUUUCUGCUGAAAGUACUUUUUUUUGAUGUGGGCAAGAGAUUUGAAGUGUUGGCUUUUGCUAUGUGUAUAUUGAAUUGAAGAAUGAGUAGGUGAAGGUGGUGCUGGUAGGUUCACUUUCCAAGGCCAGAUUAAAACAGUUAUAUCCUAUAAAAAUCUGGAAGCAAAGAAUGAAAAAAGUUAAUAUGUUAAUAUGUUUUUAUGAAUAAAUAAUGCAAUAAAAUAUGUAACGUCUUUUUAAAGAGAUAAAAAGACAAUAAUUGCAUUUUAUGAGCUCUACAAGAUCUGUACUUGUCAUAGCCAUUGAGUAUACAUUUGCUACUGGUGAUUCAAUUUUUAAUUUUUUAGUUACAGGAAAUUUUUAACUCUAUUGUAGAUGCAUGUCCAUGCAUUUUCUGUGCUAUGGAAAUUCCCUGAUUUUUUUUGGCAAAUGGUGGUACUUGCAAUCUGUUUUAUAAUCAGUAUCUAAUUUAUAAUUUUUUGUUUUAAGCAGCAAAGGAAACAGAAAUGGCCAGUUUUAAGGUUGUGUUGCCUGUAACAAAAUGUACGAAGGUUUAGGAAAGCCUCAAGUUUUGUUUGGCCUUGCAUUGCCUUGGGAAAGUAAAAGGAGACAUGGGUUUACGUAUGGAGCUAGCAAACCAAAGCAAGUUUGUGAAACUGGCCCAGUGAUAGAGAAUUGCUGUGGAAAGUUGUAGAGCAGAGGGAUGGGUCCUGAGGCCUACCAGUGUGUGAACAUGUUCAAAUAAAGGGCUGUCCUACAGGUAACAUUAAAUGUGAACUCGAUAGAGUCUUUAAAGGGUUUCUAAGUUGUAAUAGUGUUUUACCACCAACUGCCUUUGUUCUUAGUUACUGUAACAAAUAUUGGAUAAUAGAGACUUAUUAAUAUUGUUUAUCCAAACCAUUAAUUUUAUUUUUGUUCUAUGUAAUCAAAUAAAAUUUGAGUAACAUGCAAUGGUAAGAAUUAAUGCAUGGUUAUUUGGACCAGAAAAAUGUGCCAUAGAAGACCAAUAACUGUUUUUAGUUGAGGCUAGUCUGAAAACUUUUAUUAAAGCAAUAUAUGCAGUUCUUGCAUUCAUUUUUAAUUUCUAAGAAAUGUAAUGAGAAUUUUUAAUGUGUUUUGCUUUUUUCUUCAACCUUGAUUUAAUUAAGACUUAUAGGACUAGCUAAAAUACCAACAUGCAUUAUUUUUGCAAAAAUGAGUUGGACUCACUUUCCAUUCUUUAUAGUCAAAUAGGCAGCACUUUUAAAACUAUGUGAACUCAAAUAUUGCACUUCUUUCAAGAUAUUAUCAAUGAGUUAUUGUACUGUAUAGUUUUAAUAAUUUUGAUUGAAACCCUUUAACAACUCUUUGUAAAUUUUAACUCAUUUUAGUUGAUUUUCAGUACUAUUUACAUAGGAAUUGAUUUUUAUGAAUAUAGUAGAAAAAUGUGCUGUAUUUUGAUAAAAUUCACUUGUAUGUGUAUUGUAAUCUCUAAACAAACAAUGACAAAUAGCUUCUUUAAGACAAGUCUCUGUGUUCCCUUCAUUAACUUUGGCAUUGUAAAAUAGUCACAUUGUCCUUUUAUUGAUUGCAGAUUUUCACAGUAACAUUAUACUUUUCAUUAAGAAUUCAUAAUUGCAGAUUUCAUGUGCGGAAUUUUCAACUACUUUACCAUGACUAAGAUAUGUAGGUUAUAAUUUUGGAAAAGGAAUCAAGGUCCACAAAAUUGGGCUUCUUCAGUGGUCUUUAAUUUCACUGUCUACAUAUUAUAUUGAAAUGCUUUAAGUGUAACACAUUAUGUAUGCACUGUCAUUUUACUUCAGUCUAAUUUUAAAUUUUGUAAUGAUCUUGAAACAUACAAAGUUGAGUAAGAAGGUUUAUAUAAUAUAACAUUAAAAAAACAAGUUUCUAUAUAAACUAAUAGGCUAAGUUUUCCUCCAGAAUAUUUGAAAAUUAAAAUUGAAUGAUAAGGACUCAUCAGAAUUUUUGUGAUAGUAGUACUAAAGUUUCAAAAUUUGAAUAGAGUGAUAAUUUAAUCAUUU
Molecule: messenger RNA, 6776 nt
Organism: Castor canadensis (American beaver)
Lineage: Eukaryota; Metazoa; Chordata; Mammalia; Rodentia; Castoridae
Source: RefSeq, a predicted model, not a curated record